CGUAAGUUCCCUACCUUCGAAACGAACUUAGAGAGGCACAAAGUAUAGAAGAAGAGCGGCAGCAAGAAGGAAGAAGAAGAAGAAGAUUGUUCUGCUAAGAUGCCAUUAAUGGACACAGCAACAGUCACUCUCAGAACUUUAAACCCAUUUCCCCCUUUUCAACUACGCUCAUCGAGGCCUCAUCAUCUUCUUCGCCCUCACUGCUUCUCCCAUUUCACCAACAAACAGCACAAUCCAUCUUCUUCCUCCUCCUUCCACCGGCUUCUCCCCUUCUGCUCCUUAUUUUGGUUUUGCUGUGUUAAUGGCGCAGCUGAAAGAGUGGAGGGUUCUGGUUCCCUUCCGAGUGGUGUUGGUGAGGCCGUUAAUGGGGUUUCCCAGCCAAAGCUUCUUCAAGUUGUAUUAGUUUCUCCCUUGAUUCCUGGGAACACUGGUAGCAUUGCCAGAACAUGUGCGGCAUCAGCUGUUGGACUACAUCUAGUUGGGCCAUUGGGAUUUAAGGUAGAUGACACGAAGUUAAAGCGGGCUGGUUUGGAUUAUUGGCCAUACGUCGUCGUUAAAAUUCAUCACACGUGGGCAGACUUUCGAGACUACUUUAUGAAACAGGAAGGAGAAAAGCGGCUGCUAGCAUUUACAAAGAGAGGAACUACACUUCACUCGGAUUUUUCAUACAAGCGGGGCGAUUACUUGUUGUUUGGCUCGGAAACUAGUGGCUUACCAGCCGAAGCUCUUGAGGACUGCAAAAACCAGCCAUUUGGGGGAGGGACUUUAAGAAUUCCAAUGGUUGAAACUUAUGUUAGAUGCCUCAAUCUCUCGGUAAGUGUUGGUAUUGCCAUAUAUGAAGCUUCAAGACAACUAAAUUACGAGCAACUACAGCAGGUUGGAUCAGAGAGUUGUACUGGCAAUGAACAAUCUAUCAUUACAGAAGAUCUUUUUGCUUGAUUCUUGGAUAUGAAAUUUUGUACCAUUUUAAAUUUAUUUGGAAACUAUAACAGAAACAUUGUUUACCCUAUGGUCUUAAAGUUGAUUCAUUGCAUGAUGCUGUUAUAUUGCUGUUUUGUUAUA
Benincasa hispida (wax gourd) is the source of this 1062-nucleotide messenger RNA. RefSeq names its product tRNA (cytidine(34)-2'-O)-methyltransferase (gene AGL26). The record is from RefSeq and is a predicted model, not a curated record. Lineage: Eukaryota; Viridiplantae; Streptophyta; Magnoliopsida; Cucurbitales; Cucurbitaceae. Gene Ontology annotation, biological process: wobble position ribose methylation. Gene Ontology annotation, molecular function: RNA binding; RNA methyltransferase activity.